Procambarus clarkii (red swamp crayfish) is the source of this 291-nucleotide messenger RNA. NCBI's taxonomy places the organism in Eukaryota, Metazoa, Arthropoda, Malacostraca, Decapoda, Cambaridae. The record is from RefSeq and is a predicted model, not a curated record.
AUGGUUACUAGAGUUCAACACCAGCAAGUGCAAGUCUUAGAGUACGCCGCCCCCAUCCUGGAGCUCCCAGUCUUAGAGUACGCCGCCCCCAUCCUGGAGCUCCCAGUCUUAGAGUACGCCGCCCCCAUCCUGGAGCUCCCAGUCUUAGAGUACGCCGCCCCCAUCCUGGAGCUCCCAGUCUUAGAGUACGCCGCCCCCAUCCUGGAGCUCCCAGUCUUAGAGUACGCCGCCCCCAUCCUGGAGCUCCCAGUCUUAGAGUACGCCGCCCCAUCCUGGAGCUCCCAGUCUUAG